ACUCGCCCGUGUUUAAAGCUGCUGUCAACCUGUGCGAGUGCUUUUGGCUGCGCAUGGCGAAAAUGCAGCAGGAAUUGCACAAUGAGUGUAGGGCUGAGGCCAAGACCAGGCGUCCGCGGAAGGCAGCCAUUUCAAAAACCUCUCCAUUGCCGAAGACCCCGCGCCAGGAAAAGGCUGUCAUUCCGAUGAAUACCAAGGUGGAAAUCAAGAAUGGAAAUCAGCCAAAGGCAGACGAUCCACUGCCUUCAUUUGAGGUCGUUCCCAAUCUACAUCCGAAUCGGCACCAUUGCAAACAGUUCACGCGCGUGACACCGGCCCGUCGUGGUCGUGGCCGACCUCCAGGGUCGCGAAGUCUGACCCGAGCUGACGCCGAUAAAAAUGCUGUUAUCUCGCACGAAUUUCCAGAGCUUCAGCGACCCCCAAACCUUCUUAACAACUACGGAACUCAAGUGAAAAUCGAUCCACUCCCAGUCGAACCAGUCCUUGAUCGACUCAGCAUAACGGCUAUCCUGAUGCCUUUAAAUCUGAAGAUCGAGCGCACAUACAGCCAGACCCUGAUCAAGGCUCUACGUUGUUGUGCAGACUCUUGGCCAUUCAACAUCUCGUUGAUCUGGAUGCAUUAUGGAGAAAAUCUUGAUAAUGACUUCCAUGAUGAGCCUCUGGAUUGGGACAUACUGGAGAAGAUGCUGGCGGGCGAGCAGUUUAAGGGCUGGGACUGGUUUCUGACUAAGUUACACCGAAUGCUGCAGAACGCAAUGUCCUGCUUCACCGAAUGUCCAUCGAUCCGCACAGCGACACAGAGGACCUUCGAAAAGGUCGUGGAAAUUAUACCUGAUUAUGAAGGACGCAUGGCUCACGUAAAGGCGACGGCUCACGAAGCGGUUCGUUUGAAAUUGGACGCCAUGACACCAUCUCAAAAAGAGGAACUCCUUAAAUAACUUGAA
Molecule: messenger RNA, 944 nt
Organism: Drosophila guanche
Lineage: Eukaryota; Metazoa; Arthropoda; Insecta; Diptera; Drosophilidae
Exons: 1
Coding region: 54-938 (294 amino acids)
Molecular function (GO): protein binding
Source: RefSeq, a predicted model, not a curated record